Molecule: messenger RNA, 399 nt
Organism: Pteropus alecto (black flying fox)
Lineage: Eukaryota; Metazoa; Chordata; Mammalia; Chiroptera; Pteropodidae
Gene: TAC3
Product: tachykinin 3
Exons: 5
Coding region: 1-399 (132 amino acids)
Biological process (GO): tachykinin receptor signaling pathway; positive regulation of blood pressure
Source: RefSeq, a predicted model, not a curated record
AUGCGGAGUGCCCUGCUGUUGGCAGCCAUCCUGGUCCUCAGCCUGGCUCGAGGGGCUGUCUGCAAGAAGUCACAGGAGCAGAUGGUGCCUGAUAGGAGCCACAAGGAGGUAAAGUACUCCUCCAGCAGGACCUACCCUGGCAAAAAGCUCCCGGAUAUCAACCAGUUGCUCAAGACACUCUCUAGCAGUGGCUCAGUCUCUGUGGAUGAAUUGCUCAAAACUCUGGGCAAAGCUAGCAAGGAUCCCAAGACAUUGUCACUCUUCCAGAAACGCGAUAUGCAUGACUUCUUUGUGGGACUUAUGGGCAAGAGGAACAUCCAGCCAGACACUCCUAUUGAUGUGAACCAAGAGAAUGUCCGCAGCUUUGGUAGCCUCAAGUAUCCUCCCAGUGUGGAAUGA